Aspergillus fijiensis CBS 313.89 is the source of this 3258-nucleotide messenger RNA. RefSeq names its product putative alpha-L-rhamnosidase B. Gene Ontology annotation, molecular function: intramolecular lyase activity. Lineage: Eukaryota; Fungi; Ascomycota; Eurotiomycetes; Eurotiales; Aspergillaceae. Bases 1 to 3258 code for a protein of 1085 amino acids. Gene Ontology annotation, biological process: carbohydrate metabolic process. The record is from RefSeq and is a predicted model, not a curated record. The transcript is spliced from 4 exons.
AUGCGUUGGCUUCCAUCUCUCCUAGGAGCCAUUGCUCUUCUUCCUCUUUCUGAAGCCACUUCAUGUUGGCGUAACACCACCUGUUCCGGCCCUACAACUGCCGCCUUUCCAGGUUCGUGGGAGAAAAACAUCUUCGCUCCGGCUUCUCGAACCGUGAACCCAGAAACGCUCUUCUUGGUCACCAAGCCAGAUGUCACGCAUGAGUAUGCCCAGUAUAAGCUCCAGGGGAAUGGAUCCCUGGUGGUCUACGAUUUCGGAAGAGAAGUAGGUGGCAUUGUCACGGUGAAGUAUACCUCCACAGGUAGUGGAGCCCUGGGACUGGCAUUUACCGAGGCCAAGGACUACAUUGGUGAAUGGUCCGACUCCUCCAAUGGAGGGUUCAAAGGUCCCGAUGGCGCGUUGUAUGGGAACUUUACUGAAGCGGGCGAGCAUUCGUAUACAAUGCCUGACAAGUACCUUCGUGGUGGAUUUCGGUACCUGACGCUGUUCUUGAUCACGGACAACUCGACUGCAGUUCAGAUCAAGGACGUGAGCCUGGAAAUUGGCUUUCAGCCCACAUGGUCUAAUUUGAGAGCCUACCAAGGAUACUUCGAUUCUAGUGACGACCUGCUGAAUGCCAUCUGGUACAGCGGCGCCUACACGCUGCAGACCAACGAGGUCCCCGUCAACACCGGUCGCCAGAUUCCAGCGAUGCCUGCUGGAUGGGCUAACAACGCCACGUUGGGGCCUGGUGACACCAUCAUUGUCGACGGUGCGAAGAGAGAUCGAGCUGUGUGGCCAGGCGAUAUGGGCAUUGCGGUUCCGUCCGCCUUUGUUAGCAUUGGUAACUUGGAGAGCGUCAAAAACGCACUGCAAGCCUCGACAGGAGCGUUCGAUGAAUCAGGACCUCCCCUUAGCCAGAAGAACUCGGACACCUACCACAUGUGGUCAAUGGUUGGCACCUACAAUUACCUAUUGUAUACCAAUGAUACCAGUUUCCUCGAGACCAAUUGGGCUGGCUACCAGAAAGCCAUGGAGUAUAUCUAUGGAGCCGAGCUUGCCACCUGGGCAGGUGACACCACUGGUCUGUCGGACACCUACACCACCCGGGCGGAGAAGCUGCGGGAGGCCAUCAACGAGUACUGCUGGGACGACUCGUACGGAGCGUUCAAAGACAACGCAACCGACACGACUCUUCACCCGCAAGACGCAAAUAGCAUGGCCCUGUUGUUUGGCGUAGUCGACUCCGAGCGCGCUGCUAGCAUUUCCGAGAAACUGACCGAGAACUGGACACCCAUCGGUGCCGUGGCCCCCGAGCUACCGGAGAACAUUUCACCGUUCAUCUCGUCCUUCGAGAUUCAGGGCCACUUUACCGUGGGCCAGCCCGCUCGAGCUCUGGAGCUGAUCCGGCGAAGCUGGGGAUGGUAUUACAACAAUGAGAACGGCACCCAAAGCACAGUCAUUGAAGGAUACCUGCAGAACGGCACGUUUGGCUACCGGUCAAGCCGUGGAUACUACUACGACACGGCGUAUGUCUCCCACGCGCACGGCUGGUCUUCUGGACCCACGUCGGCCCUGACAAACUACAUCGUGGGCCUGACCGUCACCUCCCCGGUGGGGGCAACCUGGAAACUCGCGCCGCAAUUCGGAGAUCUGAAGACCGCCCAGGCUGGGUUCACGACUUCGCUGGGCCAGUUCCAGGCAUCGUGGACGAAGCAAUCGAAUGAGUACAGCCUGCAGUUCACCGUUCCGAAGGGGACGACGGGAAGCCUUGCUCUCCCCUACCUCAAUUCCAAGAAGCCAACGAUCACGAUCGACGGCAAGAAGAUCACCAAGGGCGUGAGCUAUGCCAAUAACACGGCAACGGUAGCGGUGGCCAGUGGAGGAAGCCACAAAGGCAUCGCCAUGCCCUGGCGCACAUGCAACCAGUGUAUACGCCGCCACUACCUCCUGUCCCGCGGCGGCGGACGCCCGCAAUCGCGCCUGCACCUCUCCACCACCUCCCCGGUCCGCUCGUCGUCCGGCAGCAGCAGCAGCAGUAGCAACCCCUCCAACCCGCUCCGCACCUCGCGCGUACGCAGCACCGAAAAGGAUGUCGCCAACUACCGGCGCUCGAUGAUCCUAUCAGCCAGCGGGAUCGCCGCGUGCGCAAUCGCCAUGUACGGGAUCAUCAAACUCGACCUCUUCGGCCUGGAACAAACAAAGCAGCAGCAGCAGUCCUCCUCCAUUACCGCCACCAUACCCACGGCCCAGGAGGCCCCAUCUCCGAAGAAGACGCAACUCGACGGGCCGAACGGCUUCCCCAGCAGCCCGUCGCUGAUCACGGUGCACGGGCAAGACCCCGGCGCCGAGCAAGUGGCAACGGGGACCAGCUCGGUGCCGUACUUCCCGGCGACGAUCCGCCUGCCCAAGGCGCUGGACGCCGAGAACAUCGGCUUGGCAGCGGGCGACGAGAUCGCGCUGUCGACCGCCGCUGAGAAACCCGCGGACGAGGAGGAGUACCAGCUGCUGGGGCUGGGGAUCCGGACGGUCUCGUUCCUGCGGAUCCAGGUGUACGUGGUGGGGAUGUACGUGGCCAAGUCGGACAUCACGGCGCUGCAGCGGCGGCUGGUGCAGACGGCGGUGAACCCGCCGACGCUGGCGGGGGUGAUCGAAGCCGAAACCAAGGGUGAUGGGGGGGUGAUCACGAACCCCGUGGGCGCGACGGCGGCGACCUCGCUGGUGUCGACGGAGCGCGACCGGCUGCGCCAGCUGCUUCUCGACGCCGGCAGCAGCAGUGGUGGCGGCGAACAGCAGGGCGAUCUGGUGUGGGACGCGAUCCUGCGGGAGCCGGGCCUGCGCACGGCGUUCCGCAUCGUGCCCGUCCGCAACACGGACUUCACGCACAUGCGCGACGCCUUCGUGCGCGGCGUCACCGCCCGCGCCCAGAAGUACAACCCCUGGCGCGGCGAGUUCGCGGACGAGGCGUUCGGCGCCGCCGUCAAGACGUUCAAGGCCCUGUUCGGCGGCGGGGCCAACAAGAACGUCCCCAAGGGGCAUACGGUGCUGCUCGUCCGGAAUUCCCGGGGCCAGCUGGAUGCCCUGUACCAGACGGAUGUCGCUGACAAGCCCACGCGGUAUAUGGGCCGCGUCGCCGACGAGCGCGUCAGUCGGCUCGUGUGGUUGAAUUACCUGGCCGGGAAGAAUGUGUCGAGCGAGCCCGCCCGCGAGAGUGUGGUCGAGGGCAUCAUGGCGGUGGUGGAGCGGCCGGUGGGCACGGUGGUGCAGAAGGUCUUGUAA